This is a messenger RNA of Thlaspi arvense, 162 nucleotides long. NCBI's taxonomy places the organism in Eukaryota, Viridiplantae, Streptophyta, Magnoliopsida, Brassicales, Brassicaceae. The record is from the annotation of a GenBank genome assembly.
UAUGUUGCAUUAAACAUGCUGAUGAAAGCAAUCGCUUUUGAUGAUCAAGCAGUGCAAAGGCACAGAGUUACAAUCUUGGAAUGUCUUAAGAUGCUUCUAUGCGGAAAAGAGCUCUUGAGCUUGUCUCUCUUUUGGCGAAUGAGAAUAAUGUCAAACAACUGA